Trichoderma harzianum CBS 226.95 is the source of this 532-nucleotide messenger RNA. RefSeq lists its product as hypothetical. The record is from RefSeq and is a predicted model, not a curated record. NCBI's taxonomy places the organism in Eukaryota, Fungi, Ascomycota, Sordariomycetes, Hypocreales, Hypocreaceae. The transcript has a single exon. The coding region runs from base 117 to 467 and encodes 116 amino acids.
UUCCAGAAGAGAGGCGGUGAUGUGGCUUCCUGGUGGUGAAGCUCGCCUUGCAGCAGCUAUUGGGCCAGGUCAGGCAGGCAGCUCAGCCCGCCAGGCAACGCCUUUCCUGAUAGGAUAUGCUCACGGAUGUGGACUGCCGACAGCCUCGAUCAAGCCGGGCUAGAGCAAACGGCCAGUCAGGGCAGCUGGUCAGAUGCAGGACGGAACAGCAGGCCAACGGAGAGCGGUUCCAGCGCCCUCGAGACACACGACACCCGUUGCUUGUUCGCUUUUCCGCUUUGAGUCGAGUCGAGGUCAGACGGUGUAAGGUGAAGGUUUGGCCCAGCUCGAGAGCAGCACAUGAUGACGCAGGUGUUGCGGCUGCUUAUUCGCUCCCUUGCUUCUGCCUAGCUCGAGCUGUCUGUCAUAGUGUGUUAGCGCUAUUGGAUUGGCCCAACCACGGCGGAUUCGUUCAGCCCUGGGGCUAGGCCAAAGCCCAAGCUGCUGGGAGGCUUAGCGGGAGCUUCGGGGUUUUCCAGAGCCCGUGAGUCGC